Stegodyphus dumicola is the source of this 570-nucleotide messenger RNA. Its product is annotated as arrestin homolog. The record is from RefSeq and is a predicted model, not a curated record. NCBI's taxonomy places the organism in Eukaryota, Metazoa, Arthropoda, Arachnida, Araneae, Eresidae. Gene Ontology annotation, molecular function: G protein-coupled receptor binding. Gene Ontology annotation, cellular component: cytoplasm. Gene Ontology annotation, biological process: signal transduction; G protein-coupled receptor internalization.
UCCUCUCGCGGAUGUUUCCGGAUGCAGGGUGCUAAUGCGCAUGCGUGGCCUCUUGCGAAUCUGAGGCGCUCAGCUUCCAGCCGCUCAUUGAGCGCCACCCGGAGCAACAGGCGAAGAGGACAAUGCCCACCGCGGUGUUGAAGAAACAAAGUCCGAAUGGGAUGUUGACUGUGUAUCUCAGCCGGAGAGAGCUCAUUGUCGAAGAAGGGGGUAAUGUGAGACCCAUAGAUGGCGUCGUCCUCUUAACGGCUGAAUCUUCGAGGAUAGAAUCAUGUAAAAUAUUCGCUCUUGUGGUGCUAACUUUCCGUUAUGGAAGGGAGGAUGAAGAGGUCAUGGGUCUCAAGUUUUACACGGAGGCUAUUCUACACUAUGAACAGGUUCAUCCGUGCGGUGAACGCCGAAGGCCGCUAACUGCUCUUCAGCAACACCUUCUCAAGAAACUCGGGCCAGACGCCCAUGCGCUGACCGUUUGUGUUACUGGUCACGCACCUCAUUCUGUGGGCCUAAAGCCAGCCCGUACUUACGGAGGCAGUCCUCUAGGUGUCACUUACGAUCUCAAGGUCUUUCCGG